This is a messenger RNA of Durusdinium trenchii, 1321 nucleotides long. NCBI's taxonomy places the organism in Eukaryota, Dinophyceae, Suessiales, Symbiodiniaceae. The record is from the annotation of a GenBank genome assembly.
GAUUGGAAGGCUUUUUCAAACCUGCUUCCGUUCUGAGCGGCAAUGGAUUGCAAAGAUCCGAACUGUCGCUGCGGCUUUUCCUACAACGACACUGGUCGAUGGUUAGAAGUGGGAGAUCCAGGUCUUGGCUUCGCUGCGGUGGAGCAUGAACCUGGGUGGGACUUUUUUGAUCUGCAAGGCCCCAGCCACCUUGACGUGCUUCACGUGCGCCGUUCCUUUCCCAUCCGCCUGGUGCGCCUUUAUCGUCAUUGGCCCAGUAGCGAAGUGUUACAAACGGCUUUGCAUCCAGGGGGAGUGCAGCAGUUGCAGCUCAAAGUUCCGGAAAAGGCCAAACGACUUGCCCGCUGGAUCAUUGCUGUUUGCCCCUCCACCUUGGCCUUUCGCGGAACAAAGCGAGUCCCGCCCAGUAUGCCACUGUCCGCAGCAGCUGCAGCUGUGGCUGCUGCUGUGUCCGAAGUAGAAGCCAACGACUUGGAAAGACGAGCCAAAGGAGCUGCGAGUGGCUCGUUGUCUGGAUACUUGCGACAGAGCACUUCACCCUGCUCUUCCACGGCCUCUGGGGCUCCCACUUCCACUGCUGCAAGCACUCCUCGUUUGGGUGCCGUUGCGAUUUUAACCCAGCUCUAUGAGGAGCAGGUGUUGACAGCAUUGAGAGCUGGCGAAAACAGUGGUGAUGAUGCUUUGGACGAAGCCAUUGGGAUUCGAGCUAGAAUGCAGGAGAUUGCUGCCUUGAAAGAAGACCUGGCACUCGAACGAGCUGCCAAAGACGUGGCGCAGGCUUCCGCUCGACAAGCGUCCCUGGAACUGGCGGAGCUGCGGGAGCAGUGCAGCGAGCUACAGCGCUUACUUCGGACCGCCGAACGCGACAAGAUCGCCUCAGAGAUGCAGCUGCGGCAGCUGAGCGCCGAUCUCCAACAUGCAAAGACCUUUGCAUGGAGUGAUGACGGUGAACGAAAGCCCCGAAACCUGGAGGAGGUUGUUUCCAGUGUUGUUGCCUUGGAAAUCAAAGAGCUCCAAGGUGCAAGCAGCCCGGAAGAACGGGCUGUGGCAAAGCGCAAGCUUCUGCUUAGAUGGCAUCCAGACAAAAACUCCGGCAAUGGAGCUGCCAAUGAUUUAGCCAAACGAAUUAUGCAAGAAUUACAAAUUCAUGCAGACUGGGGCAGCCCUGGGUGAUCGUAUUUAUCUCACAUCACCUGUUGGGCUGUCCUCUUCCAGGGGUGCUGAACAUGGGCACCCCUGCACCGUUCUGCACCGCUCUGAUGCACUCUCCCCGAUUCAGAAGACCCGGAUCGAACGGUGCGCUCCGAAGCCAAAACUCCGG